AUGGACAGCGAUUUUCAUGUACAUGGGUCUGAAGACUUUCCAUUCCCCGUCUCUAUUGUGGAAACCGAUUUUAAAAAUGGGGUUUUCCAAGAAGACCAAAUAGAUCAGUUUUUAUACAAGAACCAUCGAUUCACCUCCCUCGAGAUUCUUAUUCAAGAUUUACAGAAAUUAUCCUCACAACUCAACCAAAACCUACUAGAUUUAGUAAAUAACGAUUAUAACGAUUUUAUCCGUUUGGGGAAAUCCAUCAAUGGUGGUGACGAUCUAAUCUCAACGCUUUCAGAAGACUUGAAAAACUUCAAAAUCGAACUAAACACAUACAAACAGAAAUUCACGUGCAUGGAUGAUGAUGUGGACAAUGCCUUGAAAGCUAGACUGCUACUAAUUGAGCUAAAGACAAAUGUCAAAUUGAAUCUAUUGAUCCGAGAUCAACUAGAAGUGUUUGAUCAAUUAGUGAAAAAUGUACAUUGCAAUGUAGAGCAGCUACGAAAAAUCACCAGUGUCUACUUGUCAAUACUAAACAUCAAUGAGUAUCUAAGCAAAGGAGUCGGCAGUCUACAAGAAAAAAGUCACUUUCAAGACCAGUUUGUUCAGGCCAAGAUCUCAUCUAUAUACCUCGAAUUUAACAGUUUUAUUGACCAUGUUGCGCAAAGAAGUAAACAAGAAAAAGAUAAUGAUUUAAGGUUGGAGGUGGCAAAGAUCAGAGUAGUUUUGCAAAGUAGGUGA
Molecule: messenger RNA, 726 nt
Organism: Lodderomyces elongisporus
Lineage: Eukaryota; Fungi; Ascomycota; Pichiomycetes; Serinales; Debaryomycetaceae
Product: Golgi transport complex subunit
Exons: 2
Coding region: 1-726 (241 amino acids)
Biological process (GO): Golgi organization; intra-Golgi vesicle-mediated transport; protein transport
Cellular component (GO): COG complex; membrane
Source: RefSeq, a predicted model, not a curated record